This is a messenger RNA of Micropterus salmoides (largemouth bass), 3427 nucleotides long. Its product is annotated as deoxyribodipyrimidine photo-lyase. Gene Ontology annotation, cellular component: cytoplasm; nucleus. Bases 34 to 2601 code for a protein of 855 amino acids. Lineage: Eukaryota; Metazoa; Chordata; Actinopteri; Centrarchiformes; Centrarchidae. The record is from RefSeq and is a predicted model, not a curated record. Gene Ontology annotation, molecular function: DNA binding; FAD binding. Gene Ontology annotation, biological process: entrainment of circadian clock by photoperiod; circadian regulation of gene expression. The transcript has 9 exons.
UACAGAUAGUAUCUCGUCACCUUUCACUUUAAGAUGCCUCCUUCAGCAGCGGCUGGUGCCGAAGACAGUAAAGCCUUGGUCAGAAAGAUGUUAAGGGAAGUGCUGGUGGGUCGAGAGGAUCCAGAAGGGUUUUUCGCGAUAUGUGUGUCGGCUUUGGGACACCAGGAGACCCGCACACAGUUCAUGUCUCUCAUCCAGCCCCUGUCCACGGCCAGCAGCUCCCUGCACUCUAUCCUCACCUCCAUCUACAAGGAAUAUUUCUCGAAGACGGAAGACAAAGAACUGGAACACACAUUGGCUCUCUCUCUACUGGAAAUGAAAGAUUACCACCUGUCAACUCCCCGCCAAGAACCUGGAGAUAGACUGAAUCAGAGAAGCUCUUCUCAACUUGCUGUGGUAUCUCGGCCUCCUCAGACACCCCAAGAGACUGAACUUCAGAAAAGCACAUGUGUUGAUAAAUUUAAUAAAGAGACACCAGGGACAAGUCAGACGGUGUGUGUCUCCAGACUGUCUGGCUCAUUUUCCAAGCAAAACACAAUUGAAGAAGGUGGCCACAUGAUGGAUGGGGGAGAUCUGAAUCAAUCAGAGAAACUGAAACGCUCUAAGAACAGGCGACAGCGGCGCAAAGGCGCUAACCAGCAGAUUGUAGGUUUGCCCUGUUCUCCGUUAGCACCCCCACCAGUACUGCUGUGGUUUAGGAGGGACUUGCGACUUUGUGACAACCCUGCUCUUAUGGGCUCACUGGAGGUGGGUGCACCUGUCAUCCCAGUCUUCAUCUGGAGCCCUGAAGAGGAGGAGGGACCUGGGAUUACGGUGGCUAUGGGGGGAGCUUGUAAAUACUGGCUUCAUCAAGCGUUGUCUUGUUUCUGUUCAUCUCUGGAGCGCAUUGGCAGCCAUCUUGUCAUCCUCAAGGCAAAUGGAGAGGGGAAUAAGGUUGGAUCUUCUCUGCGAACCCUGAAGGAUCUAAUAAAGGAGACAGGGGCGAGAACAGUCUUGGCUAAUGCCGUCUAUGAGCCCUGGCUGAAGGAGAGGGAUGAUGCGGUGGUGUCAGCCCUUCAGAAAGAUGGUGUUAAAUUCAGAAUGUUCCACUCGUACUGUCUCAGAGACCCUUACUCUGUUAGCACAGAGGGUGUGGGACUCAGAGGAAUAGGUUCAGUGUCUCACUUCAUGAGCUGCUGUAAACAGAACCCAGGGUCUGCGUUAGGGGUUCCCUUGGACCCUCCUGCGUCUCUCCCCACACCUGCCCACUGGCCUCAGGAUGUCUCUUUGGACGCGCUAGGCCUGGCAAGCAUGCCCCACAGGAAGGAUGGCACAACGAUUGACUGGGCAGCUAACAUUCGUAAGUCCUGGGAUUUCAGUGAAGGGGGAGCACAUGCCCGGCAAGAGACCUUUCUUCAUGAUGGUGUGUAUCGAUAUGAAAAAGAAUCAGGCAGGGCAGAUGCCCCAAAUACCAGCUGUCUGUCUCCCUACCUUCACUUUGGUCAGCUCAGCCCACGCUGGCUAUUGUGGGAUGCCAAAGGGGCAUGCUGUCGACCCCCAAAGUUCCAGCGCAAACUUGCAUGGAGGGAUUUGGCUUACUGGCAGCUAACAUUGUUUCCUGACCUCCCCUGGGAAUCCCUCAGACCUCCAUACAAGGCUCUGCGGUGGAACAGUGAUCGUGGCCACCUGAAGGCCUGGCAGCGAGGUCGAACAGGUUAUCCUCUGGUGGACGCAGCCAUGAGGCAGCUGUGGCUGACAGGCUGGAUGAACAACUACAUGAGACACGUGGUGGCGUCUUUUCUCAUAGCAUAUCUCCACAUGCCCUGGCAAGAAGGCUAUCGCUGGUUCCAGGACACUCUCGUGGAUGCAGAUGUUGCCAUAGAUGCAAUGAUGUGGCAGAACGGGGGCAUGUGUGGUCUGGAUCACUGGAACUUUGUCAUGCACCCUGUCAAUGCAGCAAUGACCUGCGACCCCUACGGCAAUUAUGUUAGGAAGUGGUGUCCUGAACUUGCAGCUCUGCCAGACGAGCUUAUUCACAAACCCUGGAAAUGUCCCGCAUCUAUGCUUCGACGUGCUGGUGUGGUGUUUGGCCAGACAUAUCCUGAGCGAAUAGUUACAGACCUGGACGAGCGGAGGAGUCAGUCUCUGCAAGACGUAGCUCUGGUGCGGAAAGUGUUUGGACAGUAUGUGGACAAGCGCUCAGGCUGUGACUUGGUGCCUCUGCCCCCACGCCUGGUCUCCGAGGCUCUGGGCUUAUCGCACAGGGAUGGGGACGUGGUGACCGAAGGGAAGCAGUUCCUGUUGCCUGUUAUCACUCGCAUGGAAUUCAAACACCAGCUUCAAGAUCCAGACGCAGAUGCCGCCUCAAAUCCCUACAAUGCUGUUCUAAAAGGAUACGUGAGCCGCAAGAGGGACGAGACCAUUGCCUUCCUUAAUGAAAGAGACUUUACUGCCAGCGUGAUGCAUGAGGGAACCCAGAGAAAGGAGAGGCUAGAGAGGGAUUAUCGCAGAAUGGAGGGACUCACUAGGCCUCCUGCAUCUCGGGGCAGGGCCAGACGAACCUCAACAGCCAAGGACAGGUUUUCUAUAGUACCUGCUGUGGCAGUCACCUCUCUCAGGUGACCCAGAGAUCAAGACUGAAAGUACAGUCUUCUGACAGUUAUGCACGACCAAAUUGUUAGAGAACAAUAGUCUUUCAAAUGAGGAAAGAACAGGCCCAAAAGUGUCAUCUUUAAAUAUACACUGAACCCAAAGAUGUGGGUAGAGUGAGGAACAUUUGUUUGUGAUGAGAAAACUGAGACAAAGUUUGCAAGAGGGAGGCAAAAUGAACAUUUUAUUCAUUGAGUAUAAUCUCGGGUAUUGAACAAUGGUAUCAUACCAGCCCAGGUGACAAACACUGGUCCGGGUUAGUUAAUAUUCUUGGUUUCAGUGCAGCUUCCUUUCUUAAAGCCCCAAUUAAUAUUUUUGAACAUACAAAUCUGGGGUAUGUUUCACAUAAACAUACAUUGUAGAGUUUGAGUUGUGAGUGCGGAAAAUUGCAUUGUUUCUCAGAAUUAUUUUCAAAUUAGAGACCUAUUUCACUGUUUACAAACUUCUAAACAACAUCAUAAAAACUGAGAUUUAUUCCUCAUCUAGUAGGAGGUUGGAUCAUGUUCCAAUCUUGAGUUUUGAGUGUGGUGUUACCUUUUUGUAUACUUAAUAUUUGUAUAAUGGAUUUUAACUUUAGGCUGGAAAUGUUGUGGUAGGCUGAAGAGGUUUUCUUCUUAUUUAUUUUAAGUGAUUAAAAUGAUUAAAUAUGCAAAUAGCAUUUAUAUUAUUUAUAUGUGAUGCUCUGACAUAGCGCCAAGUAUUAUAGCCUGUUCAGAACCUAAUGUGACAAGCUGUAAUUUUCACAAUACUGCCCACAUUUAUAAUAUCAAGUCUAAAUAAAAAUCACCAAGAAAAAAAA